CUCAUUCAUUGGUUUUCAUCUCCCUCGCUCUGGUUUCUGACCUUUCUCUUUCCCCAAGAAAGAGACAAAGAGAGAAAAAAGCUCCAUUGAUCUGAGCUCUGCAACAAUAAGCAUUGUUUUUCUGUCCAAUCCACGAGCUCGAGCUGUUUCAUAAGCUCACUCCACCUUUGAUUUUGCUCCAACUACGCGACAUUCUUCUCUUGUUCAUUUUCCCCUCUUUUCAGCCAUUUCUUUUUUUGGCAAUUUCUUGUUUCAAGGAUUUUUGUUCUGUUCGCAUGACCAAAUCACUCGGCGUUACCAUUGGCAUCCUUGCCCUAAUCUGCAAGCUAAUCGAGGAAUCUAUGUGUUGUUACAUACUUAGAAGCUUAGGUUCUAGUGGUUCUGGUGAUUCUGGUGAAUUCUGGUGGGUGCAUUUUGAUUCCUCAGGAUAAAUGCUUGUCGCUUGGGAUUUAGGGUUUCAGAGCCUUGUUCUUGCGGCGUGUUUGGUUAUUCCUGUUAUUAUUCUUGUUAUUCGUCACAAAUGGCGGCUUGGUAUGGCGAGGAAGGAAGAGAUCAACUGGCUAUUGGUCUUGGCGUCGGAGGAAGCUGCUAAGAUUGAACAUGAGGCUUCGUUUGGGUACAUUCCUGCGCCGGUUUCUCUGAAUCUUCACUGUGCUCUUUGUUUCAGUCCCACGACUACCCGCUGCGCUCGUUGUAAAGCAGUUCGAUACUGUUCUGGUCAUUGUCAAAUUAUUCACUGGCGUCAAGGUCAUAAAGACGAAUGCCGCCCACCCAAAACGUCAGAUUGGUCUUCGGAGAAGGAAAAGGAUUCCGAGGACAAGUUAGGAGUCCAAUCCCACUCUGGAAGCUGUGGCAAAAAGUUUGAUACUGACAAUGGGCAACAUGUAGAACCAGAUAAGAUCUUGUAUGAUAAACUUACAUCUCCAGACUCUGGUUACUCUAGUCAUAGUCCAAGUCAAAAGGAUGUUAGUGUGAAGUUGCACGCAGAUGAGGCCGGAAAUUCAACUUCAGAACUGCCAGAUACUAAUUUAUAUGAAUUCCACUCUUCUACAUCAAACACUGAAUCAUCUGAUGAUGUGUUUGUGAGUGAGAAUGAGAGCGUGUCCAGUUCCCCACGAUCUGAAGGAUAUUCGUCUGCUCAAAAUUCCUUUGACAAGGAUAAUUCUACAUCCAGAGUAUCAAUUGUUGGCCCAAACAAGCCAUUAUCUCCUAACUAUGCUCACUUUGUAAACCAAACUGAAAGUCAGCCCGUAGUCACUGGGAUUGGAACAGAUUAUGAUACCCCUUCAAGGGCUGCUAAAGUUAGAGGUAUAAGUGGGAGCUGUGAAGCUGCUUCUUCCAAUUUUCAAUGUACUAAUGGAAAUUCUACUGGGGCGAAAUGUGAUUUUCAUGAAGACUCUGUCCCAUCUAGUAUUAAUGGUGCCAACAGCAGAAACGAUUCAGGAAACCAUUCGUUACUGCGUUUUUCAUUCAGCUUAUCUGGAGGUACUUCUCAGUCCAAAGCACAAGUAGCUCAAGUAAAUGAAAAUGUAGCCGAUGGUAAUCUUCCUCCUACUUUGGGGAUUUGCAAAACUAGUGAAUCUACUUUGCUAACAGCUAUCAAGGCAGAAUCUUUAAAGGUUAGACAUUCCCCAUCAAGCUGCAAAGGCUCUCAAGAUAUAGAUAACACCGCUAAGAAAUUGUCAGAUCGCCCUGUAGUGAGUUCCAUGUUAUCUUCUUCCACUUGUAUCAAUCCGUUUCCUGUUGCUUCUAAAUCUGAAUCAAGUAGUGUUCGUGAUUCAAAUACUAGUAUGUCAGUACCCUUGAAGUCUGAAAGGUCGGGCCCUGUUUUCAUCGAGCCAGGUGAUGCACCAAGUAUUUCAAAGCAUUGUGGCCAUGGAUAUUUAGUGGAUGAUUCAAGUGUUCAUUUGCCUUCAAGUAUUGGAAGGGACCCAGUUCCUCCAAUUCAUUCUAGAAAAAUUGGUGCCAUACAAGUUGGUGCUGGCAUUUCCUCUCUGGAUGUGAACUUAUUGUCAAAGCCAGUUUAUGGCUUCAGACCUUUUGCUCCCAAUGAGCUUAGAAAAUCUAAUUCAGAUCGUUCGGUUCGUGGUUAUGUAGCUAAUGGCAAUGGGAAUACUGGAAAACACAAUAACAAGGGAGACUUUCCAUAUGAGCUUUUUAUCAACCUAUAUAAUUGGAAUAAAGUGGAGCUCCAACCAUCUGGCCUUGUCAACUGCGGGAACAGCUGUUAUGCAAAUGUAGUACUCCAGUGUUUGACAUUCACUCCUCCUUUGACAGCCUAUUUUCUUCAGGGGCUGCAUUCUAAAGCAUGUGCCAAGGAGAGAUGGUGUUUUACCUGUGAGUUUGAAAGUCUAAUACUUGAGGCAAAAGAAGGCAAAUCUCCACUAUCUCCUCUCAGAAUAAUUUCUCAACUGAAAAAAAUUGGAAGUCAACUCGUCAACGGAAAAGAGGAGGAUGCGCACGAGUUUUUGAGGUGUGCUAUUGACACAAUGCAAUCUAUUUGCUUUAUGGAAGCUCAAGCAGGUCGAUCAGGCCCCGUGGAAGAAGAAACAACUCUAAUCGACCUUACAUUUGGAGGCUAUCUUCUAUCAAAGAUCAAAUGCACAAGGUGUGAGAACAAAUCCGAACGAAUCGAAAGGAUUUUAGAUCUUACUGUUGAGAUAAGUGGGGAUAUUGAAACAAUCGAAGAGGCCCUUCAACAAUAUACAAACCCUGAGGUUUUAGACGGGGACAAUAGAUACCAAUGUAGCAGAUGCAAAUCUUACGUGAAAGCGAAGAAAAGGCUAUCAAUAUUGGAGGCUCCCAACAUCCUGACCAUAGCAUUAAAACGAUUCCAGUCAGGCAAAUUUGGGAAGCUGAAUAAGCCGGUUAUUUUUUCGGAAAUCCUAGAUUUGGCCCCCUAUAUGAGUAGCAGAAGUGAUAAGUCACCUGUAUACAGGCUUUAUGGAGUGAUUGUUCAUUUGGAUGUCAUGAAUGCCGCAUUUUCUGGUCACUAUGUGUGCUAUAUCAGGAAUAAUCAAAACAAGUGGUUCAAGAUUGAUGAUAGCGCGGUAACAGCUAUGGAUCUUGAAAACGUACUAACAAGAGGGGCAUACAUGCUCUUUUAUGCAAGAUGCUCACCUAGGGCCCCAAGGCUAAUAAGAAGCAAAAUUAUGACUGAUUCCAAAGAUGGAAGCAUUCCAUCUUGGAUCAAUGGGAGGAGUAGCUCAUCUAAAUCAAGUCCCAACGCCACAUACCCCGAUUCCCAGAACCUUCAUACCAAGAUCAAUACAUCAAACGAUCCUUCAAAUAUCAGUUCGUUUUAUCGAAAAUUCCACCAGCUCCAGAAGCUCAUGGACGAGGACUUAUCGAGCGAGAGUUCUUCUCUUCUCAGUAACUCUGAUGAAACUUCAUGCAGUACUAACAGCAGCAGUGACUCCACGAACACUGACGACUUACCAGAGUUUAUUUACAGCGAUUCUGGAUGCAGUUGGAACGGUUUUCAUAAUGCUUCUGAUAUAGACGCAUCGUUACCAUCCUCGUCUUCGUCCUCCCCACUUUUGCAUCCAGCUCAUUCGAGCCGAUGCUCACCAGUUGGUCCUAAAACAACAGAGAAACCUCGUCCCAAUCUCUCGAGUAGGAAAGAAUCUAACUGUAGGGAAGAAAGUGUGCAUUUGAUGGAGGGUAAAGAUGGUGUUUGGUUGCAUUCUGACCGUAGCAGACAAGGUAGAAAUGUAGUGAGUAAUGGUAGUUGGAGAAGAGAAAGGUAAAAAAAGGUAAAUAUUUGAUAAUGAAAAUGUAUACUGAGCUCAGAGGUGAGUAAAUAGUACUUAGGAAAUGCUUAGAGAGCUGAUUCUUUUUGAAAGGGUCAGCUGUUAAUAUUUUGUUACUCGCAUCUGAUAUUAUUAUUAUUAUUAUUCAUUACGGUUAAUAAUAAGAUCUUCAACUUUUAGAAUAAA
Molecule: messenger RNA, 3938 nt
Organism: Cucurbita moschata (crookneck pumpkin)
Lineage: Eukaryota; Viridiplantae; Streptophyta; Magnoliopsida; Cucurbitales; Cucurbitaceae
Product: ubiquitin carboxyl-terminal hydrolase 16-like
Exons: 11
Coding region: 432-3749 (1105 amino acids)
Biological process (GO): protein deubiquitination
Cellular component (GO): nucleus; cytosol
Molecular function (GO): cysteine-type endopeptidase activity; cysteine-type deubiquitinase activity
Source: RefSeq, a predicted model, not a curated record